This is a messenger RNA of Wallemia ichthyophaga EXF-994, 1905 nucleotides long. Its product is annotated as Transketolase. Lineage: Eukaryota; Fungi; Basidiomycota; Wallemiomycetes; Wallemiales; Wallemiaceae. Gene Ontology annotation, molecular function: catalytic activity. Bases 1 to 1905 code for a protein of 634 amino acids. The transcript has 4 exons. The record is from RefSeq and is a predicted model, not a curated record.
AUGGUUUUAGAUCUCUCUAAAUUCCAAAGCUUAAAAUUAGACUAUACACGCCCAAAUCUCUCUGAGCAAGAGAAAAGCGCUCUUUUAGCCAACAUCAACAUCUUCCGUGAUGCCAUCGUCGCAUUCUCUGCCACUGGUGCCGCAAGAGGUGUGUCUGGCCACACUGGUGGACCAUUCGACACUGCCCCAGAAGUCUGUAUCCUCCUCGCUCUCAUUAACGCAAACCCUGAAAAGUUCAUCGACACCUUCUUCGAUGAAGCUGGCCACCGUGUAGCAACCCAAUACCUUCUCUCCACUCUCGACGGACACAUCGAUCCAGAGCACCUCCUCAACUACCGUGAAGCCAACUCGAAGCUCCCUGGUCACCCUGAGUUAGGUCUCACUCCAGGUGUAAAAUUCUCUUCUGGUCGUCUCGGACACAUGUGGGCUAUGAUCAACGGUGUUGCUCUCGCCAACAAGGACAAGAAUGUCAUCAUGUUGGGGUCUGACGGUUCCCAGCAAGAAGGUGACGAUGCCGAAGCUGCUCGUCUCGCCGUCGCCCAAAACCUCAACGUCAAAUUGUUCGUUGACGACAAUGACGUCACUAUCUCUGGUCACCCAUCAAAAUACAUGAAGGGCUACUCUGUUGCAAACACCCUCCAAGGUCACGGCUUGAAGGUUGUGCGCGCUGAAGGUGAAAACAUCGAUUCUCUCUACAAGGCUGUCUGUGAGGUCGUUGCGCACGAUGGUCCAGCUGCCGUCGUAUCUUCAAGAAAGAUCGCUCCGGAAAUCGAGGGCAUCGAAGGUGAAUCUCACGCUCACGAUGUCAUCCCUGUCGCCGUUGCCAAGAAGUACCUCACCAAGCGUGGCUAUUCUGAAGACCAGCUCAAGUUCUACGACAACAUCAAGCCAAAAGCUUUCAGCUACGAAUACAAGGGUGCCACCUCCGACAAGGGCGCCAACAGAGUCAUCUUUGGUGAGGCCGUCAACUCUGUCCUCGACAAGCUCUCAAAGGAGGAAGCUGCCAGACGCGUAAUGGUUAUCGACUCGGAUCUUGAAGGCUCAACUGGUUUGAAGGGUAUCCACUCUGCCCACCCUGAAGUUUUCGUUCCAUCUGGUGUCAUGGAGCGUGGUAACUUCUCUGCUGCCGCUGGUUUCGGUUUCGGUGGUAACGGUGAGCGUCAAGGUGUUUUCUCUACCUUCUCAGCUUUCUUGGAAAUGUGCUUGUCUGAAAUGACCAUGGCUAGACUCAACCACUGUAACGUUCUCUGCCACUUCUCUCACUCUGGUGUUGAUGAAAUGGCUGACAACACCUGUCACUUUGGUUUGAACCACUUCUUCGCCGACAACGGCUUAGAAGACACCGCACCAACAAGCCUCUACUUCCCAGCUGACGGUGAGCAAAUGAAGGCUAUCGUCAACACCGUUUUCUGGAACGAAGGUAUUAGAAUUGUCUUCUCUACCCGUUCAAAGGUUCCAUAUAUCCUCAAGCAAGGCACUCAAGACAAGCUUUUCGGCGGUGACUACAAGUUUGUUCCAGGAAAGGAAGAAGUUGUAAGAACUGGUUCAGCUGGUUACGUCAUCUCAUUCGGUGACAUGUUGCACCGUUCAUUGGACGCUGUCGAGCGUCUCCGUGAACAAGGUGUUGACGUUGGUUUAAUCAACAAGCCAACUCUCAACGUCGUCGAUGAGGACGCCAUGAAGGUAUACGGCUCUUCACCAUUUGUUCUCGUCGUUGAGUCCAUCUCUCAAAAGAACGGCUUGGGUUCUAGACUCGGUACCCAACUCAUUCAACGCGGAUUCACACCUAAGUACAAGCACAUCGGAUCAUUCCACGAAGGCUGCGGUGGUAUCUCUGACCAAAUCCCUUACCAAAAGCUUCACCCAGCUGACAUUGAAUCUCAAGUCAGAGCGCUUUUGGCUUAA